Molecule: messenger RNA, 2079 nt
Organism: Saccostrea cuccullata (small rock oyster)
Lineage: Eukaryota; Metazoa; Mollusca; Bivalvia; Ostreida; Ostreidae
Exons: 2
Coding region: 1-2079 (692 amino acids)
Source: RefSeq, a predicted model, not a curated record
AUGACUUCCUCUAGGUGGAUUGAUUCAGGUAUUCAGCAUUUAUCAGAGUCUGUGUUUGUGGGACUGUGUUACAAAGUGGGGACCUCUGAACAGGUGACCAUGAGGAGAGAAAUACUAGACAUGGGCGAGAUGGUGAAAAAUCAAGUAAUGCGUACAAGUAAAUACGACAUGGUGAUGAUGACAAGUGGCAGUUAUAGGGAAGGAUUCAGGCUAGAGGAGUCAGAUAUAGACUUGAUGUUUUGGCCAAAAUUCUUUAAUAUAAUCUGGGUCUUGGACCAGGCUCAGAAUUAUGAUUUAAAUAGAAAAAGACUAAUUCUCUGUGAUUGUUCGGAAAGUCCACCUGGAUUUGCUUUACUUGAACUAUUGACAGAGACUCACUGGGGACCUCUAGAGAAUCCUUGUAUAAGAAUUAACGACAGACUCUAUAUAUCAAGUUCUGAGUUCAGAAGAAUAACGGUUUCUGCUGCUUUUCCUGAAUAUAGGGAACAUGGUCCUUGUUGUAGCUGUUUUAUUGGGGUAAUAGAAUAUGACGUAGCCUUAUGUUUUAUCUCUGACUUUUGGCCCCCUCCUGCCUUCCAAUGGAGAAACAGAUGUCACUCAUGGCCCCCGCCUCCUAUCGUUGAUGAAAUUGUCAGAAAAGGAUGCCAUUUUGUAGCAGUAGGACACAAACUAGGAAAUCACACUGAUAAAGAAUGGAGAAUUUCCUUCUCUUUGGCAGAGCAAUGUCUCGUUUCCUGUAUGAAUCAUUGCCAAUUCUUAACGUACGGUCUGCUUAAAUUGUUCUUGAAAGAAUGUAUUCGCAAUGGAUUAGAUGAAGAGGAUAAAUUGCUGUGUUCUUAUCACAUGAAGACAGCUGUUUUUUGGAUGAUUCAACAAAAUAUGAUACCUUACUGGUGUCCACAAAAUCUCUUGCAGUGUUUCUGGGUCUGUUUUAAACUUAUCUUGAAAUGGGUGUAUGAAGGCGUCUGUCCAAAUUUUUUUAUUCCAGAAAACAACAUGUUCCUGAGUAAUAUUCAUGGUCAAGCACAAAAAGAAUUGUUCAUCAGACUACAUGGUUUAUAUGAAAAGGGUUUAGCAUGCCUUUUUCACAGUCCAUUCAUCAGAUCCCAUGUUAUAAGGGUCCUUCUAAAUCCUAGGCAAUCUGUUUGUACACAUGAACACACUUUGGUUUCUAAGGUCCAGUUUGACGCAGAUCUACUCAGUGAGAUAAAGAACACCAAUCUACCCAUAACAGACUUGUAUAAUAGUAUUGAGUUCCUUAUUGCCAUAGAAAGGUUGACAAUUUUACCCCUUACACAAUAUCAGAAACUUGUUUUACAGAGGAGUACAGCUCUUACACUCAAGGACACAGCUUUUAUUUUACUCAACGAUUUAACAGAUUCUUUACCACUCGAAGUGGACACUAGCACAUGUAGAAAUAAAUUGAAAUAUUUAACAAAUAAAAGGUCCCUUUACAUGCUGAAAUUAGCUGCUAAAUUAGGGUUUAUUUGCGACAUGCUUUACAUUGCUAUGUAUUAUUACAAGACCUUCAGAUACUUGGAAGCUUUAACUGUAAUAAGAGCUACAAAAGCCAAGUUAGCACAGCCAUAUGUAGUAUAUGGGCUACAAGUCAAUGCUCAAAGAUAUAGCGAAGCUAUAGGGAGACUUUCCUUGUCUACAAAAAUGAGAAACGCUGUAGCAUGUGAUAUUUUUCUGAACAAUUGCAUUUGUUACAUCAAUGAAUUAGUGCCAGAACAACAGUCUGGGUUAAUGUGUACUUGUCCAUGUUUAUGUAUCCCCCUCUAUGUUUUCGUACACAUGUUGGAGGUCUUGUGUUACAGACAUGUAGACCCAGUGAAAGCACAAAGAGCCCUAAAUGACCUACAAGAUCUUGUACACCAUGAUCCGGGGACAUACAUAUCCGAAGAACAAAAAGACAUAUCAUGGGAGAUCCUAGGUAUUUGUCAACAGGUCAUAGGGAAUUACCAAGCUGCCUUGUAUUCCUACCAACAAUCCCUGACACAAGAAACAUUCAACAAAAUACAAACCGCUACAUUAAUGAGGAUACAGCACAUCAUGGAUCUAAUCCAAAGAGUCUAA